Echinops telfairi (small Madagascar hedgehog) is the source of this 962-nucleotide messenger RNA. RefSeq names its product peptidylprolyl cis/trans isomerase, NIMA-interacting 1 (gene PIN1). Gene Ontology annotation, molecular function: peptidyl-prolyl cis-trans isomerase activity; protein binding. The transcript is spliced from 4 exons. Lineage: Eukaryota; Metazoa; Chordata; Mammalia; Afrosoricida; Tenrecidae. The record is from RefSeq and is a predicted model, not a curated record. Gene Ontology annotation, cellular component: cytosol; nucleus. Bases 21 to 512 code for a protein of 163 amino acids.
GCGCUGCGGCAGGAGGGAAGAUGGCGGACGAGGAGAAGCUGCCGCCCGGCUGGGAGAAGCGCAUGAGCCGCAGCUCAGGCCGGGUGUACUACUUCAAUCACAUCACCAAUGCCAGCCAGUGGGAGCGGCCCAGUGGCAACAGCAGUGGUGGCAGCAAGAACGGGCAGGGGGAGCCCACCAGGGUCCGCUGCUCCCACCUGCUGGUCAAGCACAGCCAGUCUCGGCGGCCCUCGUCCUGGCGGCAGGAGAAGAUCACUCGCAGCAAGGAGGAGGCUCUGGAGCUGAUCAACGGCUACAUCCAGAAGAUCAAAUCCGGAGAGGAGGACUUUGAGUCUCUAGCCUCACAGUUCAGUGACUGCAGCUCAGCCAAGGCCCGGGGAGACCUGGGUGCCUUCAGCAGAGGCCAGAUGCAGAAGCCAUUCGAAGACGCCUCAUUUGCACUGCGGACGGGGGAGAUGAGCGGGCCGGUGUUCACGGAUUCCGGCAUCCACAUCAUCCUGCGCACCGAGUGAGCUGUGGGCCGCGAGGGCUGGCAGCCUGUCGGCUGGCGCUCCAGCCUGCGUAGGGCACUCAGUAUUUAUUCUUCCUACACUGGCUCAGAGGGCGCUCUUCAGGACCCGGGGCUCCAGGGCCCCUGCCCACCCCCUGUUGGGGUGAUCCCUGCUAGACCUCCCUCCCUCUGCAUCUUAAGGACUUGACUUCAGAAGGGCCAUGAAGGGGGGAGGGGGCUUCCAGAAGCACCGGAAGGCAAUGGCCUAUCUCACAGGAGGCCUGGUCCUUAGCUUCCCCCUCCCCCAGGCCCAGGAGGGGCAGGGAGGCCAGGACUGGUUAGCUCUAGUUCCUCUAUUCAGCUGCAAAAAGCAGAUGCUUGACUUGGGGGCUGAGGGGGCCUGGCUGCAGGGCCCUCUCUGAGGGGCAGGGCAGCACCCUCCCCCGCUCUACAUUAAACCUUGGAACCGGAA